CAAUAGAAUAAGCAAGUGGAUAGAAAUAGAUUAGUGGAAAGACACAAAGAGCCAAACCUUCAAUUCACUUCACAGAUCGCUCGGCGACAAAGACGACGAAUCCGAGGAAUCCAGCAAGUGUCCAGAGACGCAGACUAACUCCUUCUCAGAUUCAGAAAACCACAGGCUUGAGAGAGUGUCGGUGACGGAAGUAAGGAGGAGAUUCGAAUUUGUGCGAGAACAGAGCGGCAAUGGAGUCCACCGAGUCGUAUCCCCCUGAAGAGCUCACCAACAGAUCCCCUGAACCUUCCGAAGAUGACUCUGCUGAGAAGCCAACGCACAUUCGGUUUCUUGUAUCCAAUGCGGCGGCUGGUUCUGUCAUUGGGAAAGGAGGCUCCACCAUCACUGAGUUUCAGGCUAAGUCCGGUGCUCGGAUCCAGCUCUCGCGUAACCAAGAGUUUUUCCCUGGGACGACCGAUAGAAUUAUUAUGAUAUCGGGAUCCAUUAAAGAAGUUGUCAAUGGUCUUGAACUUAUCCUUGAUAAAUUGCACAGCGAGCUUCAUGCUGAAGAGGGUAGUGAUGUUGAGCCUAGGAGAAGACUAAGACUUGUGGUUCCUAACAGUUCUUGUGGAGGCAUUAUUGGAAAAGGAGGGGCCACCAUCAAGUCAUUCAUUGAGGAAUCUAAAGCUGGUAUUAAGAUAUCCCCUCUGGAUAAUACCUUCUAUGGGUUGAGUGAUAGGCUAGUGACAUUGUCUGGAACCUUCGAGGAGCAGAUGCGGGCUGUUGAUUUGAUUUUGGCUAAGCUUACCGAGGACGAUCAUUACUCCCAGAAUGUACAUUCCCCAUAUUCGUAUGCAGGUCUUUCCUACUCUGGUUUUCAUGGUCAUCCAUAUGCGUAUGUGCUUCCUUCUGUUGCAACAGCGGGAUACAAUUCGGCUAACUACGCACACAACGGUUCUGGAGGGAGGUAUCAAAACCACCAAAAGGAAGAGGCUGGUAGCACGGUGACAAUUGGUGUGUCGGAUGAGCAUAUAGGCUUGGUCCUUGGUCGUGGAGGAAGAAACAUCAUGGAAAUCACUCAGAUGACCGGUGCUCGUAUUAAAAUAUCAGACCGAGGAGAUUUCAUGUCUGGAACCACUGAUAGGAAAGUGACUAUCACAGGAUCACAGAGAGCAAUUCAGCAAGCUGAGACGAUGAUAAAACAGAAAGUUGAUUCAGCCUCUGAGAGAGAGACCGAAUAAAGAAGUGUCCAUCUAGGUUCCUUAUUGUUGGUCAUUUGUUGAGGCUUAAGCUUUCAGAUGGGGAUCACAAAUGAGGCAGAGAGUUGUCUCUAGGAGCUUUGUUGUCUUCUUGUUUCAUGUCUUGACAUAAUACAAUGUGUUUUUUUUUUCUCUUGGGAGAGAAGCAGGUUUGGAUUUAGAAGUAUUAUUUUCACUUUGUUUUUUUUUAAUAACUUUAUUUCAGUUUUGCUGCCCUUGAGUUCUUUCUGUUUGUAACAAUUUUACAAUAACACAACCAUUACAUUGCA
This is a messenger RNA of Brassica rapa (field mustard), 1507 nucleotides long. Its product is annotated as protein BTR1. The record is from RefSeq and is a predicted model, not a curated record. Gene Ontology annotation, molecular function: RNA binding. Lineage: Eukaryota; Viridiplantae; Streptophyta; Magnoliopsida; Brassicales; Brassicaceae.